CGCACAGGUCCUACACUCAGCUGGGGCGGAAACAAUCUGCGGCUGCAGGUUUGCCACCGGCGGCAAAAAAAGGGGACACACGCAGGACUGAGGAGGAACUGAGAAUGAAUGACCGCGUUCAAACAAAGUGACCGUGAGUUUCUGUUGGGAAAGCAUCAAGAUCUGCAGCAAACUGUGCAGGAUUGCCUUCAUCUCCAAAAUCCGGGUUGCAGCCGGUGAUUGGCAGGAGGAGGAGAGUCUGACGGAGGAGCAGAGGAAUGUUGGCAGCCAUUUAGUCUGAGCUCAACAACGGAGGAAACAUGGAUUCUUCACAAAAAAAAUGUAAACACAGCAAUGGAGUGAGAUGUGGGACUUCUGAGGAGGAUAAGGAUGGUUCAGCAACAACAGCAAAAAGAGAUGAAUCACUGAGUUGUGAGCAAUGUGGCAAGACUUUUAUCACAGCAACAAAGCUAAGAAUUCACAAACGUAUUCACACUGUGGACAAACCAUUCAGCUGUGAUCAGUGUGGAAAGGCUUUUACUCUGAAGAGUACUCUAGCAAGUCAUCAACUCAUUCACAGUGGAGUUAAACCAUUCAGCUGUGAUCAAUGUGGAAAGGCUUUUACUCACAAGAGUCAUCUAACAAGUCAUCAACUCAUGCACAGUGGAGUGAAAUCAUUCAACUGUGAUCAGUGUGGAAAGGCUUUUACUCACAAGAGUAAUCUAGCAAAUCAUCAACUCAUUCACAGUGGAGUGAAACCAUUCAGCUGUGAUCAGUGUGGAAAAGCUUUUACUCAGAAGGGUCACUUAAAAAGCCAUCAACUCAUUCACAGUGGAGUUAAACCAUUCAGCUGUGAUCAGUGUGGAAAGGCUUUUACCCACAAGAGUCAUCUAACAAGUCAUCAACUCAUGCACAGUGGAGUUAAACCAUUCAGCUGUGAUCAGUGUGGAAAAGCUUUUACUCUGAAGGGACACUUAAAACAUCAACUCAUUCACAGUGGAGUGAAACCAUUCAGCUGUCAUCAGUGUGGAAAAGCUUUUACUGAGAAGGAUUACUUCAAAAGACAUCAACUCAUUCACAGUGGAGUGAAGCCAUUCAGCUGUGAUCAAUGUGGAAAGGCUUUUACUCAGAAGAGUGAGCUAGCAAAACAUCAACUCAUUCACAGUGGAGUUAAACCAUUCAACUGUGAUCAGUGUGGAAAGGCUUUUACCCACAAGAGUCAUCUAACAAGUCAUCAACUCAUGCACAGUGGAGUUAAACCAUUCAGCUGUGAUCAGUGUGGAAAAGCUUUUACUCUGAAGGGACACUUAAAAAAACAUCAACUCAUUCACAGUGGAGUGAAACCAUUCAGCUGUCAUCAGUGUGGAAAAGCUUUUACUCUGAAGGGACACUUAAAAAGACAUCAACUCAUUCACAGUGGAGUGAAACCAUUCAGCUGUGAUCAAUGUGGAAAGGCUUUUACUCAGAAGAGUACUCUAGCAAAUCAUCAACUCAUUCACAGUGGAGUUAAACCAUUCAACUGUGAUCAGUGUGGAAAGGCUUUUACUCUGAAGAGUACUCUAGCAAGUCAUCAACUCAUGCACAGUGGAGUUAAACCAUUCAGAUGUGAUCAGUGUGGAAAGGCUUUUACUCUGAAGAGUACUCUAGCAAGUCAUCAACUCAUUCACAGUGGAGUUAAACCAUUCAGCUGUGAUCAAUGUGGAAAGGCUUUUACUCAGAAGUGUGAUCUAGCAAAACAUCAACUCAUUCACAGUGGAGUUAAACCAUUCAACUGUGAUCAGUGUGGAAAGGCUUUUACUCACAAGAGUCAUCUAACAAGUCAUCAACUCAUUCACAGUGGAGUGAAAUCAUUCAACUGUGAUCAGUGUGGAAAGCUUUUACUCACAAGAGUACUCUAGCAAAUCAUCAACUCAUUCACAGUGGAGUGAAAUCAUUCAACUGUGAUCAGUGUGGAAAAGCUUUUACUCAGAAGGGUCACUUAAAAAGCCAUCAACUCAUUCACAGUGGAGUUAAACCUUUCAACUGUGAUCAAUGUGGAAAGACUUUUAAUCAGAAGAGUAAUCUAACAAGCCAUCAACUCAUUCACAGUGGAGUUAAACCAUUCAACUGUGAUCAGUGUGUGAAAACCUUUACUCAACAUGAACAGUUGUUUAUCCAUCAAUGCCCCCAUUCUGGUAGAAAGCGGUACCACUGUGACUCCUGUGAAAAAACUUUCAGCUCCCAACAGAGAUUAAAACGUCACCAACGCAUCCACACUGGACAUGAUGUGUACGCAUGUGAUUACUGUGGCAAACCAUUUCUAUUGUACUCACAGUUAAAAGCUCAUGAAGUGACCCACACUGGGGUCAAACCAUACAUUUGUGACCAGUGUGGGAAACGCUACAGCUCCAUUGCAUACCUCAAAAUUCACCAACGUGUCCACACUGGGGAGAGACCAUACAGAUGUGACGAGUGUCAGAAGACUUUUACAACUUUGGGUUCCCUGAAACAACACCAGCAGAUCCACACCAGAAAGAAAGCAUUCAAUCAGUGUCACAGUGAGAACGGAACAGAUGGACAAAACUCUCAGACUUGUCAGCACUCUUCCAAUGGUGAACAGUGCUGCUUUGACCA
This is a messenger RNA of Acanthochromis polyacanthus (spiny chromis), 2592 nucleotides long. Its product is annotated as zinc finger protein 665-like. Lineage: Eukaryota; Metazoa; Chordata; Actinopteri; Pomacentridae. The record is from RefSeq and is a predicted model, not a curated record.